Messenger RNA from Dovyalis caffra, 1854 nucleotides. Lineage: Eukaryota; Viridiplantae; Streptophyta; Magnoliopsida; Malpighiales; Salicaceae. The record is from the annotation of a GenBank genome assembly.
AUGGAUUCCGAUUUCGGCAUUCCUAGAGAACUUUCUGAUCUUCAAAUACUCCGAUCUCUUUACCAACCGGAACUUCCUCCCUGUCUUCAGGGAACUACGGUGAGGGUAGAAUUUGGUGAUACAACCACUGCCUCAGACCCGGCCGAUGUACAGAACAUAAGCCGAUCCUUUCCCCACACUUAUGGUCAGCCUUUGGCUCACUUCCUCAGGGCAACUGCUAAAGUACCUGAUGCUCAUAUUAUAACUGACCAUCCAGCUGUCAGGGUAGGAAUAGUGUUUUGUGGGAGACAAUCUCCUGGAGGACAUAAUGUCAUAUGGGGUCUUCACAACGCUCUUAAAAUCCAUAACCCUAAAAACACUUUAUUUGGAUUUCUAGGAGGUUCUGAAGGUUUAUUCGCUCAGAAAACACUGGAAAUUACAGAUGACAUUCUUUCGACCUACAAAAAUCAAGGUGGUUAUGAUUUGCUGGGACGGACAAAAGAUCAAAUAAGAACAACUGAACAGGUAAAUGCUGCACUAACUGCAUGCAAAGAUCUGAAAUUGGAUGGCCUUGUUAUCAUUGGAGGAGUUACAUCAAAUACAGAUGCUGCUCAGCUUGCUGAAACAUUUGCUGUGGCAAAAUGCCCAACAAAGGUGGUUGGAGUUCCUGUUACUUUAAAUGGAGAUCUCAAAAAUCAAUUUGUUGAAACCAAUGUUGGUUUUGAUACCAUAUGCAAGGUUAAUUCCCAGCUCAUCAGCAAUGUCUGCACUGAUGCUCUCUCUGCAGAGAAGUAUUAUUAUUUCAUCCGGCUCAUGGGCCGAAAGGCAUCUCAUGUUGCUUUGGAAUGCACACUUCAGUCUCAUCCAAAUAUGGUUAUUCUUGGUGAGGAGGUGGCUGCAUCAAAGCUUACUCUUUUUGACUUGACAACACAAAUUUGUGAUGCAGUCCAAGCCCGGGCAGAGCAAGACAAGAAUCAUGGAGUUAUUCUACUGCCAGAGGGACUCAUAGAAAGCAUUCCAGAGGUCUAUGCUCUCUUGAAGGAAAUACACAGUUUACUCAGGCAAUGUGUUGCUCCUGACAACAUUUCAUCACAGCUUUCACCAUGGGCAUCUGCUUUGUUUGAAUUUUUGCCACAAUUUAUUAAGAAACAGCUGCUUCUUCGUCCUGAAUCAGAUGACUCAGCACAAUUAUCCCAGAUUGAAACAGAGAAACUUCUAGCACAUCUUGUGGAGACAGAAAUGAACAAGCGGCUGAAAGAAGGCACAUACAAGGGGAAAAAGUUCAAUGCCAUCUGCCACUUUUUUGGUUAUCAGGCCCGAGGGUCUUUACCAUCGAAAUUCGAUUGUGACUAUGCAUAUGUUCUUGGGCACAUCAGCUACCAUAUUUUAGCAGCUGGUUUGAAUGGCUACAUGGCCACUGUAACUAACCUAAAGAAUCCUUUGAACAAGUGGCGUUGUGGUGCUGCUCCAAUUACAGCAAUGAUGACAGUGAAGCGUUGGGCUCAAAGUCCUGGUGCAUCUUCAAUUGGAAAACCUGCUAUUCAUCCAGCCACUGUGGAUUUGAAAGGCAAAGCAUACGAGCUGCUGAGACAAAAUGCAGGGAGGUUUUGGAUGGAAGAUCUGUACAGAAAUCCAGGUCCCCUUCAGUUUGAUGGUCCUGGUUCGGAUUCUAAGGCUGUAUCUCUGUGUGUUGAAGACCAGGAUUAUAUGGGGCGGAUCAAGAAACUGCAGGAAUACCUUGACAAGGUAAGGAACAUCGUGAAACCAGGGUGCUCUCAGGAUGUUCUGAAAGCUGCUUUGAGUGUCAUGUCUUCUGUGACAGAUGUUCUCUCUGUGAUGUCUUCUGCUCCAUCCAAUGGCCAGUCUCCUCUUUAA